This is a messenger RNA of Sitophilus oryzae (rice weevil), 1710 nucleotides long. Its product is annotated as juvenile hormone epoxide hydrolase 2-like. Gene Ontology annotation, molecular function: epoxide hydrolase activity. NCBI's taxonomy places the organism in Eukaryota, Metazoa, Arthropoda, Insecta, Coleoptera, Curculionidae. The coding region runs from base 165 to 1529 and encodes 454 amino acids. The record is from RefSeq and is a predicted model, not a curated record. Gene Ontology annotation, biological process: epoxide metabolic process. The transcript is spliced from 5 exons.
AAGAAACCACAGGUUGCUUUACUUUUACCAAAUUAACCCGAUACGCCAAUGAAGUAGUUUUACUUAUAAUUUGUUUUAAAUGUGCAUGUAGUGAUAAGUGCUAUCAUAUCUUUGAUGUAGAACAAUAAUUAGUGUUGUUGCAUUCUUUUCUAGUUUAUUGCAUAAUGUUCAGUGCCAAAGGUUCCUCACUAUCGAUACUGAUAUUAAGUUUAGCUUCGUACAUUACUGUCAAUCAUUUAUUCGCGCCUAGGGUACAUAAAAUAAAUGAAAAUGUUUGGUGGGGGGUGGGUCCAGAACAGAAUAACGAUACGGAAAUUAGGGAGUUUAAUAUUAACGUGCCAGAAGAGGUAAUCACGGACUUGAAAUGGCGGCUAAAACACCAUCGACCUUUUCGUCCUUCGAUAGGCACGGCGAAUCAGUACGGCACCAACUCGAUAUUCCUAGACGAAUUUAUCGACCACUGGGAAAAUCACUACAACUGGACAGAAAGAGAAAUCUUUCUGAAUAAAUAUCCGCAGUUUAAAACGCGAAUUCAAGGCCUAGACAUACAUUUCAUUCACAUUAAGCCCGAUACGGACGAAAAUAAGAAAGUGUUACCGAUGCUGAUGGUACACGGCUGGCCUGGGUCGGUCAGAGAAUUCUACGACGUCGUCGACAUAUUGACCAAUAACAUCAAUAGGAAUUAUACUUUGGAACUGGUCAUUCCUAGUCUGCCUGGAUUUGGAUUUUCUGAAGCUACAACUAAGCCGGGGUUGAGUCUGGCUCACACGGCUGUGUUGUUUAAAAAGUUAAUGAACAGAUUGGGUCAUGAAAAAUUCUAUCUUCAAGGUGGCGAUUUGGGAGGAAUAACGCUUCAAAUUCUCAGUGCGCUUUAUCCGGAGUCGGUGCUAGGAUAUCACACCAAUUUCCCCGUAGUAUACACUUUGAAAAGUUAUAUUAAACCGAUUUUAGGAGUGUUAUACCCAUCCUGGAUUGUAAAGCCCGAACACUACGAGAGGGUUUACCCUCUUAAAGAUCGUGGUUUGUUUAUAUUCCGUGAAAGUGGAUAUUUUCAUUUGCAAAGUACAAAACCAGAUUCACUAGGAGUUGCAAUGGAUAACUCACCCGAAGGUAUGGCGGCGUAUUUCCUAGAGAAAUUUAUCACAGGUUCCAAUUUCACCUACAUAAACAAAUUUAGUUCUAAAGAUCUAAAAGAGAAAUUUAGUUUUACUGGUCUCAUCGAUAAUCUUAUGCUCUAUUGGGUCACUCAAACAGCCUCAUCAUCUUUUAGAAUGUACUUCGAAUCAUUUGAGGAUGGCUUUUGGACUGACAGUAUAGCUUUAAUGAGUACUCCACUUAGUGUACGAACCGCUAUAUUUCGUAGCAAGUAUGAUCUCUACAUGGCAGAUGGAGUUCUCAAUGAAAUAUUCACCAAUAAUAUUCAGUUGAAUGAUUAUGAUGCCAGUCAUUUUCCAGCUUUUGAAAUUCCACAGACGUUCUCUGAUGAUCUGCUAAAUGCCGUUGACAAAUUUGAAGCUGAACAGAUUUGAUUGUUAUUUUCAUUUGAAUUAGUUAUUUUCAUUUGAAUUAAUUAGAAUAAGAUAAUAAAGUAUAUUGUUUUGUUUUAUUUUUGUGUCACAUUUAAAUAAAGUUGCUUAGAAAUGUCUGUUUAUAACAGUGAAAAAUAAAAUCAUUUGUUAGAUUCAAGUAAAAUAAAUAUUGCUUUCAUAA